Messenger RNA from Symbiodinium natans, 458 nucleotides. The record is from the annotation of a GenBank genome assembly. NCBI's taxonomy places the organism in Eukaryota, Dinophyceae, Suessiales, Symbiodiniaceae.
AUGAUCUACUUUGAGUUGGGCAUGACGGAGGAUGGAAAGCCACAGGUGCUGAACGCGCAGCCUCCGGGAGCGGUGCCGGUUGCAGUUGCCGCCAUCCCGAUGGCUUCCGAGGACGGUGCCCCAACCUCCGAUGCCGCGUCUGCACAGGACGGAGCAGCGACACCAGCGACGGAUGCUGUGGAGGCUGUGGCGGUAGCGGCGGCACCGAUGCCAGGUGGCGGACCGCCAGAUGCCGCACCGGUGCCGGCACCGCAAGAUGCCGCACCGGUGCCAGCACCGCAAGAUGCCACACCAGCACCAAAUGCCGCGCCGGCACCAGAUUCCGCGCCGACGCCAGAUGCCACACCGGCGCCGGUGUCUGCCACACCCGAUGCACGUGCAGAAACACCUGCACCUGAGGGUUCGUCUGUGGCCACAGCGCCAAGCACGACCCCUGAAGUAGUGGAAGCAGUGCCUGA